AUGAUCGGUCUGCACUUCCGAACCGAAGACGGACGUCUACUGGCAGAUGUGCACAACUUCUUGGAGCGUUUCGAGAGCUACGCCCUGCAGCGGUCCAUGGGCCAGCAGCUCUACGAAUAUGCGUUUCCCUGCACUUUCCUGGUUCCGUUCCUCGCUGAGCCUCUGGCCGUGAUCUUUGCCUUUUCGCGGAUCUUUAUGCUUUUGAUCCGCAGCCACCCGGAGGUAAAGCCUUGGGUGAGCCGCAGUUGGUUGGCGGCCCUGGACCUGGAGCUGGGCCGCUAUGCAGACUGCUUGGUGAACGUCUUUCUGGCCGUCCUGGUGUUUUUCUUUCCCGGUGGCUACACCCACUGGGUCUUUGCAUUGCUGGCCAUAUGCCAUGCCUACAUCUAUGUCUACGACCAUUAUAGAGUCCUUCGUGUGGUACCUCGCGUUGUGAUCCACUCUAUGAGCGUCGACUUCUGCGCUCAGGUUCUUCUGGCACCGGCUUGUGGGAUUUUGCUGGUUUGUCUGAUCUUCAAAGGCAACUGCAGCAAGAACGCGCUGUAUUGCGUGGAGGCCGAGCCGCUCCUUUGGCUCUGCCUGGGAGCCUUCCUGUUGCACUGUGCCGUCCAUGCUCUCAUCAUCUGCUUCGUGGUGCCGUGCUGGGUUGGGCGGACUCGCAGCAAAGAGAAGGUUUAUCGAAAAGACGCCAAGUCAUUCAAGGAUGUGGCGGCGGAAGAGCCCUGCAGCUGGUUCACGGCAAAUCCAAUCCACUGCUUGCGGUCCAGUUUCGUCUACCACAACUCCCCUCCUUGCAGCUUCUACACCCCCGGGAUGGAGCACACCAUGCAGGUGAACGAAAGCAUCGGUUGCCACUUCACGGAGGUGGACGAGACGGUGGAAGACGUGCACAGCUAUUUGCAGUUGCCACGCCUGCCAACUCUACGUGAUUUGAAGCAUAUCCUGGACAACGAAGAGGAUGAUGGCGCAACGGGGGACACAGGCUGCACAGCACACAGGGGCUGUUGCACGUGGCGGAGGCAAGCAGAGGGCAGGAUCAUUAAAGACAUGAUGCAGCCGAAAAGGGCGCAGCGAAUGGCGGAGUUUGAUUUGCCAUGCACCCGGCCGAUGAAUCAGAUUCGUGGCUUCGAGAGCGAAACCAAGGAGACACAGCGAGCUGCGCGUACGCGUGACGCACUUCGUCAGCUGGGUGCCAAGAAGGAUCUCUUGAACUUGGAUUCCUACUUGCUCGACAGGCCAGAAGCGGUGAACAUGCCGGUCCUGUUCGACCAGGGCUCCCUCCUGCACGUUGCGGCCAUGCGUGGUCACCAGGAUAUGGUUCAGAUGUUGAUCCAUCAGCGGGGCGCAGAUGUUGAAAGAACGAACUACGCCCAGCAGACCUCGCUACACGCUGCCUGUGAUGGCAACCACGCGAACAUCGUGGUGGAUCUUCUCGCAGCCGGAGCUGAUGCAGACAAGCGCGAUGCACUGCGGCAGACGCCGCUGCACCGUGCAGCGCACGUCGGUGCCGUGGACUGUCUCCUGGCGCUUCUGGAAUAUGGGGCCAACGCGAAGCUCAGAGACGAUGGGGGGCUACUCCCGGUUCACACCGCGGCUUUCCGCGGCAGAGACGAAGUUUUGCGGGUGCUCAUCUCCCAGGAACCAACUUCUGCCAAUGCCGAAGCUGCGGAUGGAUGGACCCCCCUGCAUUUUGCCAGUCACGGGGGCCAUGUUGCGGCCACGGAGGCACUCCUGGAGUGCGGAGCCUAUGCCCACUCUGUCGACAAGGACAAGCGCACCGCUCUGCACUGCGCGGCCGCUUCUGGCUCUGAGGCCACCUGCCAGGCCUUGCUGCGCGCAGGUGCAGACCUCGAGUGCAUGGACCAACACAAGAAAUUGCCCAUCCACGUUGCCUGCGAGGAAGGCUGUAUCCAAGUCGUCCGCUUCCUCCUUGAUGCUGGCAGCCCGUUCGACACGUUGGAUUGCCAGCGAAGGACGCCGCUUUUGAUCGCCACACGGGCCGGCAACCUGGAGCUUUGCGAGGUUCUCCUCAGUGCCGGUGCCGACCCCAACACCGGCGACAUGGCACGGGGAAUCCCCAGUGCACUGGCGCUGGCUCGGAGAGGUACGAACCCGGCCCUGCGCGGCCUCAUUGAGGAGUACGCUCGUGCUGCUGCUGCUGCAUCAGCUGCCAUGCCUUUGGCUGAUGCUGACAAGUCACCGCCGGCGGGCAACGAGUCCAAGUCAACUCUGCCAGAGGCAUGA
This is a messenger RNA of Symbiodinium sp. CCMP2592, 2244 nucleotides long. NCBI's taxonomy places the organism in Eukaryota, Dinophyceae, Suessiales, Symbiodiniaceae. The record is from the annotation of a GenBank genome assembly.